This is a messenger RNA of Parnassius apollo (apollo), 378 nucleotides long. The record is from the annotation of a GenBank genome assembly. Lineage: Eukaryota; Metazoa; Arthropoda; Insecta; Lepidoptera; Papilionidae.
AUGACAUCAAAAGAUGAAAUUAUCAUGCGUUGGUUGGAGGAUGAACAUUCUUCAAAUGAAGAAGAUACGUUCAACGAAGAUUGCAGUGAUGUGGAAGCAGAUACCGGUGGGGAUUAUGUACUGUCUUGUGACUCCGCAUCUGACUCCGAGAUUGAGGGUGAUGAAGACGCGAAUUUAGUAGAGGCUGAAUCUCAACCCCAGAGCACGCUUUCUAAUUUUUCUUCGUCGGAGGAUGAUGUUCCUUUGUAUCAGUUUGCAUCAAGACGGAGGAAGAAAAAUUACUAUGGCAAAAAUCGUUUCCGUUGGUCGUCAGUGCCACAUUCUAGUCGCUCAAGACAACACAAUAUUGUGCAACAAAGACAAGAUCUCAUGUUAUAA